AUGAGUGUGAGGGCUCAGCUUCCCAUUGGGUAUGAGUGUGAGGGCCCUGCCUGCGUGUCUGAGUGUGAGGGCCCUGCCUGCGUGUCUGAGUGUGAGGGCCCUGCCUGCGUGUAUGAGCGUGAGGGCCCUGCCUGCCUGUCUGAGUGUGAGGGCCCUGCCUGCGUGUCUGAGUGGCACAGCUUCCCAUUGGGUCUGAGUGUGAGGGCACAGCUUCCCAUCGGGUAUGAGAGUGAGGGCCCUGCCUGCGUGUCUGAGUGUGAGGGCCCUGCCUGCGUGUAUGAGCGGCCGUGUCUGUGUGUGAGGGCCCUGCCUGCGUGUCUGAGUGUGAGGGCCCUGCCUGCGUGUCUGAGUGUGAGGGCCCUGCCUGCGUGUCUGAGUGUGAGGGCCCUGCCUGCGUGUCUGAGUGUGAGGGCCCUGCCUGCGUGUCUGAGUGUGAGGGCCCUGCCUGCGUGUCUGAGUGUGAGGGCCCUGCCUGCGUGUCUGAGUGUGAGGGCCCUGCCUGCGUGUCUGAGUGGCCCUGCCUGCGUGUCUGAGUGUGAGGGCCCUGCCUGCGUGUCUGAGUGUGAGGGCCCUGCCUGCGUGUCUGAGUGUGAGGGCCCUGCCUGCGUGUCUGUGUACAGAACCCUGCUGCAUGCCCUCCAACCUGCAUGUCUGUACUAA
Oncorhynchus keta (chum salmon) is the source of this 660-nucleotide messenger RNA. RefSeq names its product keratin-associated protein 9-1-like. Bases 1 to 660 code for a protein of 219 amino acids. The transcript has 4 exons. The record is from RefSeq and is a predicted model, not a curated record. NCBI's taxonomy places the organism in Eukaryota, Metazoa, Chordata, Actinopteri, Salmoniformes, Salmonidae.